This is a messenger RNA of Cottoperca gobio, 3237 nucleotides long. It is a transcript of the gene ifngr1l, whose product is annotated as interferon gamma receptor 1-like. The coding region runs from base 193 to 1407 and encodes 404 amino acids. Gene Ontology annotation, biological process: cytokine-mediated signaling pathway. Gene Ontology annotation, molecular function: cytokine receptor activity; protein binding. Lineage: Eukaryota; Metazoa; Chordata; Actinopteri; Perciformes; Bovichtidae. Gene Ontology annotation, cellular component: plasma membrane. The transcript is spliced from 7 exons. The record is from RefSeq and is a predicted model, not a curated record.
GGAAAUGUCGCAUCCGCCUUCUGGAUCGCCAACGGAUCUGCGCGAGCAAAGAAAGCUGUUGGGAGACGGGCAGUUGGUCAGAUUGUAGUUGUUUCUCUACGUCUUCAAGAUGGAAAAUUAGAUCAGUUAGUGUCUUCAUUUGAUACAAACUUUAAAAGAAAGAAAACAAGAGCAUUUGGUUGGUAGUUUAGUAUGGAUUUGACCACAUUUCAUCCCGUUUUCCUCUUUCUCGUCUUGUUACAAACUGUGGUGGCCCAGGUGGAGCCGCCGACCGACGUGAAACUGCACUGCCACAAUCUGCACAACGUUCUCAAGUGGAGUUACGACAAACCCUUGCCUGGGCUUAGAUUCAGAGUCAAUGUGGGCUCGACAGACGAUAUGAAUGGUAUUCCUAACGAGCUCUGGGUGGACCCACCAGCUAAACUAGAAGCCGACGUGUCGUUUCUCUCUGAUCCAGGAAGCAGCUACUUCCUUACCGUAACUGCUGUGAUUGGACAGAAUGUGUCUCACGCCGUCCCUGACCAAGGAAUCAUUUUCAGCUAUUUCAAGGACUCUCAAGCAAAUCAGAGAUGUAGUUUGGACUUCCCGUCGGUGAACGUCACCGCCCAACAGGAUGACACCGUGCUGCUCCGCUUCACGCAUCCCUGGCUUGUGUACCACCAUAGGUUGCCUCGGAGUCGAAAAACAAAUGCUCGGGAGAAAAAAAGCCAGGAUGCACAGAAUACCCGAGAGCUACCUGUAUUUUAUUACGAUGUUGUGCUCAUCAGCCAGGAACAAUCAAAACACCACAACUGUGUGAAGGAUGUGUGUGAGGAGAAACUUCAAGUGGAUGCUACACAGAAGAAACACUGUCUGAAGGUCAAGGGAGAGCUGCUGAAAAUAGCAGUUAAAGGCACUCGAGAGUAUUGCGCCCCGCCAUUCGAAGAAGCACCAAGCUAUCUGGUCCACAUCUGCGUCGUGGGCGUCCUGUUGUUCUUCAGUGCAGUUUCCUUUGUCCUCUUCAUGGUGUACCGGAAAAAGACGUCACCCUCAAAUCCUUUACCAAGUGCUAUGAAUUUCAAGAGUAAAAUUAGGGAGGUGACCUCAGGAGCGCUUCAAGAGAGGUUCACCGUGGCAGAAGUGGAGCCGACCUCACCCACACCUCUGCUGUCAUCAGAAGAGAAAGAAUUAUCACCGGCUCUCAUUCCCUCUACUGAGCCCGACGUCCGUCUGCGCAUCGGGGUGUCGGAAGAGGAUGAAGGUGUGUCCAACGACAUGGAGGUAAGGAAUGAUGACUACAUGCAAGGCAAGAACUUUGAAGAAGAUGACGACCCGCCAGACUGCAGUGAGGUCCCCUCUGAUUAUGAGAAACGACAGGUGUUGGUUAAGUUGGCACCAGAUGAACUGGCUGAGGGCUACCGCGGCUGAAGGUGGAACUCGUAUCCUCUGAACAUUGUGGCACGUUGACUGUUUGACAUUAGGUCAAAUGAGGAACUCUCCUGCAAUCCUGCCAUCACCUGCCAUUAAAACUGAAAACUAUGAAAAUGUUCAUCUCUACAGCAAAUUACAGUCGUGAUUACAGACGUCAGGUGGAUCUGUUUGUGUUCUGUCCCUGUCCAAACGUCCCUCUGCCAAGUGAAAAGGGAAUCAGGCCCCUGUUGAUGUGUCAAAGCAGCACAACAAGCAGCCAUUGAGAAAUAAAUUCCUGCAACGUGAUUGACACUUCAGUCCAAAAGCCCUGCAGAUAAAAUACAUUAAAGUCAUCAGAUCCGUCACCAGAGUGUUGUCGGUGUACUAAUGUCGUCCAUCUAAGUUCUUCAUUUCCCCAUACUUGUGUUUUAACUGCUUGCAGUCUGUGAUUGAUUCUGCCGCCAUCACAAUCUUUGCAUGUCUAACAGCCAGUAGCUGAGAAAGCGGCUCAUACUAACACGUGAUUGAUUAUGUUACAGUCCAUGUGGCGUUUAUGUAAAGUGACUUAAAAUAAGUGCAUUCAACUUCCACAGGAAGCUUCACAUGCAUUUCUUAAAUGAGACGUCAUAGGUCACGUUGGGCUCAUUAGUGAUCUGUAACGUGAUCUUCAACAGAAAGAAAUGUGAGCAGCAAAUGUAAAUAAAUAAAAAGUUACUUCCAUCAGUGCAGAGUGCCGAUGAUAGGAUCUUAACUGCUUUCAAGGCGGCAAAGAACGUGCGCUUUAUAUCCUGCGAUGCGUGUUGAAGCGUUAACCAAUAAUAACAUUUCCGUACUGUUCCAUAAACAUCUGUUAAUCAUGCAUCCCCAUCUAUUUGCAUCUGUUGCAUGCACACGUUACUGUACGUAUCAGUGGCUGCUGAGCGGUCACAUUACCGUAUUCACUGUGGAAUAGUACGUCUUAUGAAAAUGUAGAAUCUCCUCUUGCUUAUUUGCACUUGUGCCUUUUUUCUACCUGAAUCAAAUCCUUUAGCUUCUCAUUGCGGCACAUGUUAAAGAAGCAGUGGAACAGAAGUGGAUCGUUUGUCUGCUGGUAGACCAGGAGGAGGAGAACGAGGGAGAGAUUAUUCAAUUAAUAAUGCACUAAAAGCCAAACGUGCUCUCUCCCGCGUGACAUCGCUUCAGUGUGGUUGUAAAGGAUGUGGAGUACAUUUGUUUAGAUAAAUGUAUGUAGGCAUCACUGGAGUUGAACAUUUACUUUAUUGGCAAAUAACCGAUGAUUGAACGAUUACUGCACAGGGUUACAAAAAGUAUUUAAUGCCUUUAAAUGUAUUUAAGCAGUUUGAAAACUGCAGUUCAUGAAAGUGUCGAUCUGCACCAGAGUGAAGCGAUGUUUUAACACAACCCGUCUUAUCUUCGUGCUAAAGACGAAUCGUUGUUUUGUAUUUAACUUUUUUUGUGUUAAAUAACUUCAAACUACACAGAUGUUGAUGUGAGACAUCUCAGAACCUCUUGGCAGGUUAGUUGUUAUGAGUACAGAGUCUGGCUGAAGAGAUGCUGACUAUGAAAUGUUUUAUUUGUAAAAACUCCACCAAUUUCAAUAUGAAAGGAUGUGUUAGCAGCCGGAGUGAUCUGGGUGUGACCAUGUUUGUAUUUGUAUAAGCUGUGAGCCCAUUAAAGUCCAGCGCUUCAUGUUUUAAAUCUAGCUGCCUAACUGUUCACUAGUCUUUCUCAGUAUCCGAUUCUGUGCCUCUGUCCACACGAUGAUUCCUUCCGUCUGAAAGCUACUGUUUGUUUAUUAUCUUGCCAUUUUUUUACGCAUUACAUCAUUUCAAUAAAAACUAAGAUACA